Molecule: messenger RNA, 1302 nt
Organism: Gossypium raimondii (Peruvian cotton)
Lineage: Eukaryota; Viridiplantae; Streptophyta; Magnoliopsida; Malvales; Malvaceae
Product: probable inactive poly [ADP-ribose] polymerase SRO2
Exons: 5
Coding region: 108-1025 (305 amino acids)
Molecular function (GO): NAD+ poly-ADP-ribosyltransferase activity
Source: RefSeq, a predicted model, not a curated record
AAAAAGCUACAAGGGGCGGUCUAUAAAUAAAUAGCUGCACCUUUAUUUCGUCUUUGAUUUUUACUUUGUUGCUCCUUGCAAUCUUUUUCAUACCUUUUCCUGAAACAAUGAAUCAAAUUGGUGCAGAAAAUCAAACCUCCAUAACUAUUGAUGAUGCUAUGUCAGAAAGUAACGAGCUUGAUUCAUGUUACAAUUGUUUCCAGCAUUUUGUCACAAAUGGUUUCUCUAAAAUAGAUGAAUCAAGCUUUGAAGGUGAUAUAAUCAAAACAAGCUUUUUCUCUAGUUUAUCGCGAAAUCCGCAGAUCUCCUAUAGGACGAAAAUCGUGGCAAUCCAUAAGAAUUCCAACACUAGUCAGUGUUGGAAAAUUCGAGCACACAGUUUUGGUGUUUACGCAAAGGCGGUGGCUGAUACGCGUGGUGGAGAUGCCAAUAUCAAGUACGCUUGGUACGGUGCUUCCAAAAACGAGAUUUGCGAGACUGUGAUGUAUGGAUUUAGUUGGCGUAAACAUAGCAUCUCCGUGUCUCCUGCAAAGCAUGGUUUAGACAGUGUAUUGUGUUCAGGAGUGGAUGGAAGUGGCGUGAGGCAUUUGUUGCUAUGCCGAGUUAUAUUAGGAAAGCAAGAAGUGGUGAGGGAAGAUUCUAGUGAUCAGUUCCAUCCGAGUUCAAUGGAUUUCGAUUCUGCCGUAGAUGAUAUUUCAUCUCCUACCAGAUAUAUCAUUUGGAAUACGCACUUGAAUUAUAAUAUCCUCCCCUGUUACAUUCUCAGUUUCGAAGCUCCUCCUUACUUAAGCGGGUUAACAGAACCAAAAACCAUCAAGCCUAAAACGUGGAUAACCUUUGGCACAUUGAUCUCUAUACUUUCGCCCUUUCUAGAUCAUUCACAAAGGGCUUCCCUUGAAGAGCAGUAUACAAAUUAUCUGGAAAAAAAGAUUACAAGGCCGCAAAUGAUACAAAGAGUGAGAGCAAUAGCUGGAAACCAGUUGUUAUCUGCUGUUGUGAAACUGUACACAAACAAGAUCAAUUAAUAUGCAGGAAAUUCAAGUUAGCAGCAGCAACAGGGGUGAUGCAGCAGGCAGCGAGAUUGAUGAUGCAGCCCGAUUGUUGGGAACAAUUUAUAGUUCGAUGAUGCAGCCAGCUUAAUUAUCAAGUUCGAAUGAUGCAAGCAUGAUUGCUCGGAACAAUUUAAUAUUUAUGAUUAUGAUGGUAAUUUUUUCUAUUCUGUAAAAGAAAUGGUAAAUGUAACAUCAAUUAGAAGUCAAAGUUCAUUAAGUUGUGAAAUAACUUUGGGAGCCUUUCUCGAGA